Messenger RNA from Mauremys mutica (yellowpond turtle), 3129 nucleotides. RefSeq names its product heparanase 2 (inactive) (gene HPSE2). The coding region runs from base 299 to 2164 and encodes 621 amino acids. The transcript has 13 exons. Gene Ontology annotation, cellular component: membrane; extracellular matrix. Lineage: Eukaryota; Metazoa; Chordata; Testudines; Geoemydidae. The record is from RefSeq and is a predicted model, not a curated record. Gene Ontology annotation, molecular function: hydrolase activity, acting on glycosyl bonds.
ACUCGCCACGGUCACAUUUGGCCUCGGGACUAGAGUCCUGAGCGCCGAGCUGAGAGGGUUAAACCAGGAGACUUCCCUUACCUUGAACAAGUUAAAAAUGUCUGCAGUCUGCAUCUCUUAAAGGGGCGGUGCCGGUUAACAAGGAGUCUUGGCACCGGCUGCUGGAAAGGCUGGUCAGGGGCGUGAGCUCCCCUCCACCAGCACCAAAACAUUGCAAAAAAAGGCAGCGAGCCCCGCACUUUCGAUAAGGACAAUUAGCCGAAAGAGGGGUGUAAUUAGCGGGGUCCCGCAGCUCAGCAUGCCCCAUGCCAGCUCCUGCCCGCCGGGGCUCCUCGCCCUCCUGGCCCCUUGGCUGGCUCUCCUGGCGCACCUCUCCCUUUCCUCCCAAGCCGGGGACAGGCGAGCGGUCCCGGUGGAGAAACCUCCAGGUGUGAAGGGCAGGACUCUCAUUCUUCUGGAUGUGAACACCAAGAGCCCCGUCAGGGUAACCAGUGAGAACUUCCUCUCCCUGCAGCUGGACCCCUCCAUCAUCCAGGAUGGCUGGCUCGAUUUCCUAAGCUCCAGGCGCCUGGUGACCCUGGCCCGGGGCCUGGCUCCCGCCUUCCUGCGCUUCGCGGGGAAGAGAACCGAUGUCCUGCAGUUCCAGAACCUGAAGAACCCGGCCAAGAGCCGCGGGGGCCCCGGCCCGGACUAUUACCUCAAGAACUACGAGGACGACAUUGUCCGCAGCGACAUUGCCCUGGAUAAGCAGAAAGGCUGUAAGAUUGCCCAGCACCCAGACAUUAUGUUGGAACUGCAGCGAGAAAAGGCAGCUCAGAUGCAUUUGGUUUUGUUAAAGGAGCGGUUCUCAAACACAUACAGCAACCUCACGUUAACAGGUCUUCCUCAAGCUGGACAGAGCGGAAUGGACCAUCUCAUCCGGCUGUGCCCCUGCCAUGCAUUACAGUUGGCCUUAGGAUUGGAUGAAAAACUGAGAGAGGGAGACAGGACAGAAGGAAGGUCUCUAGACAAACUCUAUAACUUCGCCGACUGCUCUGGCCUCCACCUGAUCUUUGCGCUGAAUGCCCUGCGCCGAAAUCCAGAUAACUCCUGGAACAGCUCCAACGCGCUCAGCCUGCUGAAGUACAGUGCCAGCAAGAAAUACAACAUCUCCUGGGAGCUGGGCAACGAGCCCAACAACUAUCGGACAUUGACUGGCCGCACCGUGAAUGGCAGUCAGCUGGGGAAGGACUAUAUCCAGCUGAAGAGUCUGCUGCAGCUUAUCCGUACCUACGCCAGAGCCAGCCUCUAUGGGCCCAGCAUUGGGCGGCCCAGAAAGAACGUCAUCGCUCUCCUGGAGGGGUUCAUGAAGGUGGCUGGCCGCACAGUGGAUGCUGUUACCUGGCAACAUUACUACAUUGAUGGCCGAGUGGCCAAAGUGACGGACUUCCUGAAAACACGCCUGUUAGACACGCUCUCUGACCAGAUCAGGAAAAUCCAGAAAGUGGUAAAUACCUAUGCACCUGGGAAGAAGAUCUGGCUUGAAGGUAUCGGAGCCACCUCAGCUGGAGGCACGAACAAUCUCUCGGAUUCGUACGCUGCUGGAUUCCUGUGGCUGAACACCUUGGGCAUGUUGGCCAACCAGGGCAUUGAGGUGGUGAUGCGACACUCGUUUUUUGACCAUGGACAUAAUCACCUUGUGGACCAGAACUUUAACCCUUUGCCGGAUUACUGGCUCUCGCUCCUGUACAAGCGCCUGGUGGGGCCCAGGGUGCUGGCCGUCCACGUGGCAGGGCUCCAGCGGGAGCCGCGCCCCGGCAGGGUCAUUCGGGACAAGCUCCGCAUCUACGCUCACUGCAGCAGCUCCCACAGCCACAGUUAUGUCCGAGGCUCCAUCACCCUCUACAUCAUCAACCUGCAUCGCUCCCGGAAGAAAAUCAAGCUUGUGGGGACGCUGCGAGAUAAGCUGGUUCACCAGUACCUGCUGCAGCCGCAUGGCACGGACGGGCUUCACGCCCGGUCCGUGCAGCUCAACGGGCAGCCGCUGGCCAUGGCAGAUGAUGGGACACUUCCUGAGCUGAAACCUCGCCCUCUUCGUGCUGGCCGCACCCUGGUCAUCCCACCACUGACCAUGAGCUUCUAUGUGGUGAAGAACGUUAACGCCCUGGCCUGCCGGUACCGAUAGCUCUGCCCGAAAGCCACUGGCCAAGACGAGACCUGCUGGACCUGCUUUAACCCUCCCCUGUCCUCUCGCUUCCUGCACAGAACUUGCUGCCUGUCGGUGGGGCUGUGACCUGCCCAUUGCAGACUGGGCCCCCCACUCCUGGGGACUCUGCACCCGGAGGGAUGUGCGUCAUCACUGGCAGGUCCUGUUCCCCUUGGAGAAUAGCCACUCAGAGCGGAGGAGUCCCGAGCGACUCCUCCAGCGUGGCCCAAAGGCCCGGCAAACCCUCCCCUCAGCAAUACCUGGCCAGGCUGGCAGCUUGGCCCCGGGAUAGCUGUGCCUGCGGGGGAGAACAUGACUCCAUUGGUGAGACAACUGGCUCCUCCUGGAAAAGCUGGGACCUUGAGGCCCUGGUGCAGUGACAGAGACCUGCGACUCAGGGGCGAUGGGGCCUGGGAGUUGGGGGCCACACGCCCUCUUCACACCAUCAGCGUUUCUUCCACAGGACUAGUGAAAAUCCGGCUGCUGAAUUCGGCCUGUGCGCACGGCCGGCCCGGCUCCGAGGGAUCGGACUGCAGGGGAUAGCGCUGCACCAGGCCGGUUCCUUAGUGAUUAGGGGAGCUGGCUCCUUGCUCUGGGGGAAGGGCAGAGACAGGGAGCUCAAGGGUUGUGUUCUUAGCCUGGGACAGGGAGCAGAGGCACAAGCACUGCAAAGGGGCAGAGCUAACCCAGCUGGCUAGAGCCAGCCCAGCCCCUCAGAGUCUCCCCUUCCCUGCGCUAAGCAAGGCUGCGGGGAACUGUGGGCAUCAUCCCGGCUCUGCGCUCCCCAGGGCGCUUUGCUCUCGGGCACUUUGCUGGACAGAAGGUGCCUCUCCACCCUGCCAGCCUCCCGGCCGCCCUUCUCCCCACACUGCCGUGCCACCGCCCAUGGCAGCUCCACCCUGCCAGCCUCCCGGCCGCCCUUCCCUCCCCACACUGCCGUGCCA